CGAGAACGUCCGAAGGAGCCUGGUGGAAUGGGCCAAAAUUGCAGUUUGAACAUAUAAACCAAAUGGGUGUUUUUUCUACGAACUAUACGAGAGCUACCUAGGAGCGAGGUCGCUUUAUAUUACUCCAUAAUCGCACUUGAUAAAUGAAGAAGUUCUUUCAAAAAUGAAGAAUACCCCUAUUCUCGCCUAAAGCAGUUAGCGCGCGGCUGGCCAUUAAUCCGCAUACGGAAUGUUCACACAGGACAAGUUGGACAACCCCACAUCCAAAUCCAACCCCUCCGACCUCAUACACGAUUCAAGAUGGGCAACGCCAGCAGCGCGGUGUUGGAUAACAUUGUGCAAGGGUCCAACUUCGAUCGAGAUGAGGUGGAGAGAAUCCGCAAGCGGUUCAUGAAGCUGGACAAGGACAACUCCGGCACCAUCGAGCGCGAGGAGUUCCUCAGUCUUCCCCAGAUAGCUUCGAACCCCCUCGCAACACGAAUGAUAGCAAUAUUCGACGAAGACGGGGGCGGCGAUGUCGAUUUCCAAGAGUUCGUCUCGGGGUUAAGUGCAUUCUCGAGCAAGGGCAACAAGGAGCAGAAGCUACGAUUCGCAUUCAAGGUCUACGAUAUCGAUCGCGAUGGGUAUAUCAGCAACGGGGAGCUCUUCAUCGUGCUGAAGAUGAUGGUCGGCAGCAACCUGAAGGAUCAGCAGUUGCAGCAGAUUGUGGACAAGACAAUCAUGGAGGCAGAUCUGGAUCGCGAUGGGAAGAUUAGCUUCGAGGAGUUCACAAAGAUGGUGGAGAAUACGGAUGUUAGCAUGAGCAUGACUUUAGGUGAGUCGUUUUCUCGCGCAGAGGGUUUUGGAAUAGUUUGGUGCUGACGAUAUGCAGAAUUCUAAUAUCGCCCCACGAGAGAAUCCCAAAAAUCACGAUAUAACGGCCGUCGUUUUGUUAAGGUUGGGGGACUAGAUUACUCGGAUGUCCUUCAAAAGCCUCAAGGGUUGAGUUGAGAUGACUGUUUGGACGGUCUCUGGUCUCAGAGGCUACCCCAUGAGAAGAAAUGCAAUAGUGUUGCACAUUUCCUGGCUCUUUUUGCCCGUGUUCCUUGCUCGUACUCGAGCUUGGUCUGUAUCCGAAGUAUGG
Hyaloscypha bicolor E is the source of this 1123-nucleotide messenger RNA. Its product is annotated as calcineurin regulatory subunit B. The coding region runs from base 301 to 861 and encodes 186 amino acids. The transcript has 3 exons. Lineage: Eukaryota; Fungi; Ascomycota; Leotiomycetes; Helotiales; Hyaloscyphaceae. Gene Ontology annotation, molecular function: calcium-dependent protein serine/threonine phosphatase regulator activity; calcium ion binding. The record is from RefSeq and is a predicted model, not a curated record.